GUUGAGAACAACAAGCGAGAUGAAAUUUCCAAUAGAACACCCGAGAAAACAAGUUAACUGGGACCCGGAGCAAGUGGCGGUCCAGACCAACUUGGUCCCCCCCAAAAAGGUCCAGUCUGGCAUGGCGAAGUCCAGUCUGGUCCAGGCCAGUGUCGCCACCAUGCAGAAUCCAAUGGGCUGCGACCCGAAGACCAACGGCCACUGUCCACUGCCACGUCUGUCCAUCUCUUCCCGCUCCGCCAGCGUGGUGGCCAGCAUGGAUGCCAGCUGCGACGGCAUGGCCGCAGCCCUCCACUCAAUGAUGAAGUGGAAGACGGUGCUGGCAGUGUUCAUAGUGGUCGUUCUCUACCUGGUCUGUGGCGGCCUGGCUUUUAAGGCGCUGGAGAUGCCGUUUGAGAGACACCAGAAGACGAGCAUCACCCUGGAGAAGGCUUCGUUCCUGAAGAGACACUCCUGUGUUAGUCCUGACGAGCUGGAGGCGAUCAUCAAGCAUGCAAUAGAUGCAGUGAGUGCAGGAGUGAGUCCGAUCGGAGACAUAUCUUAUAAUUCCAGUUACUGGGACAUGGGCAGCGCCUUCUUCUUUGCUGGAACUGUCAUCACAACCAUAGGUUAUGGAAACAUCGCUCCAAGCACGGAAGGAGGGAAAAUCUUUUGCAUUCUUUAUGCGAUAUUUGGCAUUCCCCUGUUUGGCUUCUUGUUGGCCGGAAUUGGAGACCAGCUCGGGACCAUCUUUGUGAAAAGCAUCUUGAGAGUUGAGAGGAUAUUCAGGCAAAAACACAAACAGAUCAGUCAGACCAAGAUCAGAGUGACCUCCACCAUCCUCUUCAUCCUGGCUGGCUGCAUUGUCUUCGUCACCAUCCCGGCUGUCAUCUUCAAACACAUCGAGGGCUGGACCACGCUGGAGGCCAUCUACUUUGUAGUGAUCACUCUCACCACGGUGGGAAUAGGAGACUAUGUGGCAGGUGGAGACCGCAGGAUCGAAUACAAGCAGUGGUACAAGCCGCUGGUGUGGUUCUGGAUCUUGGUGGGCUUGGCGUACUUUGCAGCCGUCCUCAGCAUGAUUGGAGACUGGCUUCGAGUGUUGUCUAAAAAGACCAAAGAGGAGGUUGGGGAGUUUAAAGCUCAUGCGGCUGAAUGGAAGGCAAAUGUGCGAGCAGAGUUCCGUGAAACGCGGCGGCGCCUGAGUGUUGAGAUCCAUGACAAGCUCCAGCGGGCCGCCACCAUCCGCAGCAUGGAGCGCCGUCAGCUCGGCCUGGAGCAGCGAGCUCACUCUCUCGACAUGCUGUCUCCAGAGAAGCGAGCCAUGUUCGCCAGCCUGGACGCCGGCCGCUUCAAGACUUCUUCCCAAGAGAGCAUCGACACCAAGCUCAACAACCUGAGACUGAAGGGGGCCUGUGAGUCGUACGACCAUCAGGGGAGCGAGCAAACGCCGCAGACAGCGUCUUCCUCCGAGGAGAACCUCUUCAAUCUACGCUUCGGCUCCCUCACCAAACUGGGAAGACGCAACAAGAGCCGCGAGCUUCGGGGGAACAUCCCUGAAGAUGUUCGCAGGGCAAGCGUAGGCAUAAACACUGGCAGUGCCAUGCUAGGGGAGGAGAGGACGGAGGAGGAAGAGGAGGAUGACGGGGAGUCACAUGAGGAAAAUGGAGAGAGGAAAGAGGGAAACAUCAGCUUGACAAACCUGUCGCAGUACACCAUGGAGCGAGCCAAGCUGAAUGGGUUCAUGCCAGCACAGGCCAAAGACAGGGAGAAAGAUGAGGGGGUGAAUGGACAAGCACUUCAGGUGUAGAGACAGAGAGAGUGAGACAGAAACUCAGACAGACUGAGAGAUGUCAAGAAAUGUGCCUUUCUGUUCCCCAUGCUUAGAUUGGAACUGCUCCCAGGAAGAUCAGUCAGCGUGCCAUAGCCAUGGGAAGAAAAACGUGUUGCCAAAAACAAAUAAAACUGAAAAGAGGCUGUAGCUAAAAUACCUCUCUGCAUAUUUAUUGUACAACAGGCUACUUGAGACAAGCCCUCGUCUUUUCAGCCCUUCUUGGAUCUUCCGAGACGUUGGGAAACGGCCAUCUGUUCACGUCGAAUCUUAUUUUUCAUUAAUGUGGGCAGGACAGUUUGAGCCAUGUCACCCAUCUUCAGGAACAUUAUAGAUCUCUGCUGCGUCGUAUCGUACUGUGGGAGCUAUUUAAAGCUCGGCAGCCUGCUACGAAAGGACUUUUAACAAAUGGAGAGUGGGAGGCUGUGUUUCUGCCAGAUCGAUAGACAAUACAAGCAUUUACCGAAGGUUUAAAACAACUACACACUUAAGAGCUCACAAAGAAAAUAUUCAUCUGGAUAGUGCAUGGCUCUUGAAACACAACCAUAGCAGUUUGAAAGCUGUAAUAAGGUUUCUUUCUUUGUGUUGUAA
Molecule: messenger RNA, 2401 nt
Organism: Paralichthys olivaceus (Japanese flounder)
Lineage: Eukaryota; Metazoa; Chordata; Actinopteri; Pleuronectiformes; Paralichthyidae
Gene: kcnk10b
Product: potassium channel, subfamily K, member 10b
Biological process (GO): potassium ion transmembrane transport; stabilization of membrane potential
Cellular component (GO): plasma membrane
Molecular function (GO): outward rectifier potassium channel activity; potassium ion leak channel activity
Source: RefSeq, a predicted model, not a curated record